Molecule: messenger RNA, 2550 nt
Organism: Cynocephalus volans (Philippine flying lemur)
Lineage: Eukaryota; Metazoa; Chordata; Mammalia; Dermoptera; Cynocephalidae
Gene: DLG3
Product: discs large MAGUK scaffold protein 3
Exons: 21
Coding region: 1-2550 (849 amino acids)
Biological process (GO): receptor clustering; cell-cell adhesion; receptor localization to synapse
Cellular component (GO): neuromuscular junction; postsynaptic density membrane; neuron projection
Molecular function (GO): kinase binding
Source: RefSeq, a predicted model, not a curated record
AUGCACAAGCACCAGCACUGUUGUAAGUGCCCAGAGUGCUACGAGGUGACCCGCCUGGCCGCCCUGCGGCGCCUCGAGCCUCCCAGCUACGGGGACUGGCAGGUGCCCGACCCCUACGGGCCAGGUGGGGGCAAUGGGGCCAGCGCGGGUUAUGGGGGCUACAGCUCACAGACCCUGCCCUCGCAGGCGGGGGCCACCCCCACCCCUCGUACCAAGGCCAAGCUUAUCCCCACCGGCCGGGAUGUGGGGCCAGUGCCCCCUAAGCCAGUCCCGGGCAAGAGCACCCCAAAACUCAACGGCAGCGGCCCAAGCUGGUGGCCUGAGUGCACCUGUACCAAUCGGGACUGGUAUGAGCAGGCCAGCCCUGCACCCCUCCUAGUGAGCCCCGAGGCCCUGGAACCCAGCCUCUCGGUGAAUGGCAGUGAUGGCAUGUUCAAAUAUGAGGAGAUAGUACUUGAGCGGGGCAACUCCGGUCUGGGCUUUAGUAUCGCUGGUGGCAUUGACAACCCCCAUGUCCCUGAUGACCCUGGCAUCUUUAUUACCAAGAUCAUCCCUGGUGGAGCAGCUGCCAUGGAUGGGAGGCUGGGGGUGAAUGACUGUGUGCUGCGGGUGAAUGAGGUGGACGUGUCAGAGGUGGUGCACAGCCGGGCCGUGGAGGCGCUGAAGGAGGCAGGCCCUGUGGUGCGGUUGGUGGUGCGGAGACGACAGCCCCCACCAGAGACCAUCAUGGAGGUCAACUUACUCAAAGGGCCCAAAGGCCUGGGUUUCAGCAUUGCUGGGGGCAUUGGCAACCAGCACAUCCCAGGAGACAACAGCAUCUAUAUUACCAAGAUCAUCGAGGGGGGUGCUGCUCAGAAGGACGGACGCCUACAGAUUGGGGACCGGCUGCUAGCGGUGAACAAUACUAAUCUGCAGGAUGUGAGGCAUGAGGAAGCUGUGGCCUCACUGAAGAACACAUCUGAUAUGGUCUAUCUGAAGGUGGCCAAGCCAGGCAGCCUCCACCUCAACGACAUGUAUGCUCCCCCUGACUAUGCCAGCACUUUUACUGCCUUGGCUGACAACCACAUAAGCCAUAAUUCCAGCCUGGGUUAUCUCGGGGCUGUGGAGAGCAAGGUCAGCUACCCUGCGCCUCCUCAGGUUCCCCCCACCCGCUACUCUCCUAUUCCCAGGCACAUGCUGGCUGAGGAGGACUUCACCAGAGAGCCCCGCAAGAUCAUCCUGCACAAGGGCUCCACAGGCCUGGGCUUCAACAUCGUAGGAGGAGAGGAUGGAGAAGGCAUUUUUGUCUCCUUUAUCCUGGCGGGAGGCCCAGCUGACCUGAGUGGGGAGCUGCGCAGGGGAGACCGGAUCUUAUCGGUGAAUGGAGUGAACCUGAGGAAUGCAACUCAUGAGCAGGCUGCAGCUGCUUUGAAACGGGCUGGCCAGUCAGUCACCAUUGUAGCACAGUACAGACCUGAAGAGUACAGUCGCUUUGAAUCGAAGAUACAUGACUUGCGAGAACAAAUGAUGAACAGCAGCAUGAGCUCUGGGUCUGGGUCCCUCCGAACAAGUGAGAAGAGGUCCUUGUAUGUCAGGGCCCUGUUUGAUUAUGACCGGACUCGGGACAGCUGCCUGCCAAGCCAAGGGCUCAGCUUCUCUUAUGGUGACAUUCUGCAUGUUAUCAAUGCCUCUGAUGAUGAGUGGUGGCAGGCAAGGCUGGUGACCCCACAUGGAGAAAGUGAGCAAAUUGGUGUGAUCCCCAGUAAGAAGAGGGUUGAAAAGAAAGAAAGAGCUCGAUUGAAAACCGUGAAGUUCCAUGCCAGGACGGGGAUGAUUGAGUCCAACAGGGACUUCCCUGGGUUAAGUGACGAUUAUUAUGGAGCAAAGAACCUGAAGGGAGUGACAUCCAACACCAGUGACAGCGAAAGCAGUUCCAAAGGACAAGAGGAUGCUAUUUUGUCAUAUGAGCCAGUGACACGACAAGAAAUUCACUAUGCAAGGCCUGUGAUCAUCCUGGGCCCAAUGAAGGACCGAGUCAACGAUGACCUGAUCUCUGAGUUCCCACAUAAAUUUGGAUCCUGUGUGCCACAUACUACCCGGCCUCGGCGUGAUAACGAGGUGGAUGGACAAGACUACCACUUUGUGGUGUCCCGAGAACAAAUGGAGAAGGAUAUCCAGGACAACAAGUUCAUUGAGGCAGGCCAAUUCAAUGAUAAUCUCUAUGGAACCAGCAUCCAGUCAGUGCGGGCAGUUGCAGAGAGGGGCAAGCACUGCAUCUUAGAUGUUUCCGGCAAUGCUAUCAAGAGACUGCAACAAGCACAACUUUACCCCAUUGCCAUUUUCAUCAAGCCCAAGUCCAUUGAAGCACUUAUGGAAAUGAACCGACGGCAGACAUACGAACAAGCAAAUAAGGUCUAUGACAAAGCCAUGAAACUGGAGCAGGAGUUUGGAGAAUACUUUACAGCCAUUGUACAGGGUGACUCACUGGAAGAGAUUUAUAACAAAAUCAAACAAAUCAUUGAGGACCAGUCUGGGCACUACAUUUGGGUCCCAUCCCCUGAAAAACUCUGA